GAGAGAGUGCAAGCAAGCUAGCUAGCUGGCAGUCAAGCAAGCAAGCAAGCGAGCGAGCUAGCGAGCAAUGCAACUCAGAAGGCUGCAAUGGUGAAAUAAGCACGAUUCGUGAAGGGCAUAUUUUUUUCGUUGCACAAUCCAGAGAACAUCGCGGUCUGAGACUCGUCUGUUCCAGUUAGACUUAAUUUCUUAUUCAAUACCUUAAAAACAUUGGAAAUUAUGUCCCGAUCGGCGCUGAUCCAACCGGCAAGAUGAUGGUUUUAUCAAGGAGAGGGUUAGGUUGUGUAGCAGAUUCGGUGGUCUUGGUGAUAUUUGUGGCCACCUCUUGCUUGGGAACCGUAUCAACCAAGGAUACUGCCUUUGUGGAAGUUGUGCUUUUUGAGUCAAGUCCAAAUGGAGAUUAUACCACUUACACUACCGGUUUGCAAGGAAGAUUCUCCAAGGCUGGAGCCACAAUCAGCGCAGAGGGUGAAAUCGUACAAAUGCAUCCUCUGGGGCUGUGCAACAACAACGAUGAGGAGGACUUGUACGAGUAUGGCUGGGUGGGCGUGGUCAAAUUGGAGCAGCCCGAGCUGGACCCCAGCUGCCUGACUGUCCUGGGGAAGGCCAAGAGAGCAGUGCAGAGAGGAGCAACAGCAGUCAUCUUUGAUGUGUCUGAAAACCCAGAAGCCAUCGAUCAACUGAACCAGCUGUCGGAGGACCCCCUGAAGAGGCCGGUGGUGUAUGUGAAGGGCGCCGACGCCGUCAAGCUGAUGAACAUUGUGAACAAGCAGAAAGUGGCCCGGGCCAGGAUCCAGCACAGGCCGCCAAGGCCUGCAGAGUAUUUUGACAUGGGGAUCUUCUUGGCGUUCUUCGUGGUGGUGUCCCUCGUCUGUCUUAUCCUGCUGAUCAAGAUCAAACUCAAGCAGCGCCGCAGCCAGAGCUCCAUGAACAGGAUGGCCAUCCAGGCGCUGGAGAAGAUGGAGACGCGCAAGUUCAAGGCCAAGGGCAAAGGUCAGCGCGAGAGCAGCUGUGGGGCGUCCGACUCGCUAAGCAGCAGCUCCACAUCCGACUGCGCCAUCUGCCUCGAGAAAUACAUCGACGGAGAGGAGCUGCGAGUGAUCCCCUGUGCCCACCGAUUCCACAAGAAGUGUGUGGACCCGUGGCUACUCCAGCACCACACCUGCCCACACUGCAGACACAACAUUAUAGAGCAAAAGAAGGGAAGCGGCGGGCCAGUGUGUAUGGAUCCUGGGAACCCAGUACACAGCCGGCAGCAGAGGGUGGUGCUGCCAGUCCACUACCCAGGCCGCGUGCACCGCGCUGGCCAGGUGACCGCCUACCCGACCCGCACCAGCAUGGACCCGCACGGGAACCCCAUCACGGUGCUGACGGUGGACCAACACCCCGAGCAGGGCCUCUACCCGGGCCAGUCGUCGGCCUUCCUGCGUGGCUAUCCCACGCUGCACCUGGAGCACACACUGGGGCCGCACCACUGCGCCGCCAUGGAGCACCGGGCAACCGCCGCUGUCGCCGGAUACCCGCAGUCGCACAGCAGCGGCUUCAAGCGCUCCAAAUUCCACGGGCGCAAUUUCUCGCGUGCGCCCUGCUUUUCGCAGUACGAGACCAUGUACCAGCACUACUACUUCCAGGGCCUGACCUUCCCGCAGACUGACGCCCACGGGCAGCCUACAGGGGGCGCCGCGGGGCCACUGGGCCCCCACAAGGGCCAAAGCCGGGCCUUCCAGCAGGGACUCCUUUACCCAACAGUGGUCCACAUGGCCCCUACGUCCGGCUCGCGGCUGGGCGACGUCGGGCCCGGGGGCGGGGGUGGUGGUAGCAGCAGUUCUGGGCUGAGCUGUUACCACGGCCACCGGUCGGUGUGCAGCGGCUACUUGGCCGACUGCCCGGGCAGCGACAGCAGCAGCAGCAGCAGCUCGUCGGCGCAGUGCCACUGCUCAUCCAGCGACUCCAUGCUGGACUGCACCGAGGUCAGCAACCAGGGCGUCUACGGCAGCUGUUCUACCUUCCGCAGCUCGCUGAGCAGCGACUAUGACCCCUACGUCUACCGCAGCCGCAGCCCCUGCCGGGGGUCCGCUGGGGGCGAGGUGGCGGCAGCAGGCACGGGAAAUGGGCCGGGUUUGGGCUCUGGUCCCAGCGCUGGUGCCGCCGGGCGUCCUUCCUCUACCUCGGGGGCCGUGGUGGGUUCGGCCGAGGACUGCCCCCCUUCCCCUGGGGGGCUGGACUGCAUGCAGCUGACGUCCCCGCCACCAGCGCCCCCGCCUGCCCCCUGCUACUCCCCUGGAGACCAGCAGCACCAGCACCAGCACCAGCAGCACCAGCAUCAGCAGCUCCUCUCCACAUGCGGGAAGGAGUCUCUGUGCAGCGGCCGCCCUCUGCUCCUGGAGCCCAGGGAUGGCAGCAGCGCCACUGGCCCCGGCAGCACCAGCUCAACCUCAGCUGCCGCCACCAGCGCACCCUUGCAGCACCAGCACCAGCACCGGGAGGCCUCGUACGGGGCCAGCAUGGGCCGCCACAGGCUCCCGGUGGAGGAGGAGGACGAGGAGGAGAUGGAGGAGGAGAGCGGGGACGGGGGUUGCAGCUGCUGCCUGGAGACCCUGCCGCUCCACCCGGGGCUGGAGGCAGGGAGGCCCCGCGACGCUCCCGGCAUGGCCCCUAUGAACUUGCGCGGGCCGGGAGUGUCCGUCUCGGACCCCCUGGCAGGAAGUGGCGGUAGUGGCGGGGACCAUGGAGGGUACGACAGCCUGCCGUGCUGCUUCUACCAGGAGCUGGCCAUGCAGCGCGGCUCCAGUGGACGCAGUAAUGGCGGCGGUGCAGGUGGUAGAAGCGGCGUAGGCUGUUACUCGGAGGACUACGCCGUGAGCGUCCAGUACUCGCAGGCGGACGCUGCCAGUGCGCAGGGCGUCCGCGAGCCCAGCCGCCGGAUCCCCAUCAUCACCGGGGACGCGGACGGCGAGCUGGGACUCGAGGGACCCGACUCAGAGUCACGGGCGUCCCUGCUGCGCUCGUGCCGCAUCGCCCAGGCCCACGAAGAGGAGGAGGAGGAAGAGGAGGUGGGGCGGACUAGUGAGCCCGCCAGGGCCCUCUUCCCUCCCUCGGGACCUUAUCCGCGGAACAGAGUGGCGGCGAGCUUGCAGGAGGCCAGGUUGGAGGCGCGGGCCCUCUUCCCCGCCGCCAGGGCCUCACACUGCUCCACCGCCGCUAGCGUCGCCUGCACAGCCACUGACGAGGCCUGUGGGGUAUGAGACUGACACACUACCCCAACCCUAACCCCCGACCCCAACCACAGUGGCCUCUUGCAUCCAACCACCUCUCUUAAACUUCUUCUGCAGUUGCCUUGUUAAACCUUCACUGAAUGUCUACAUCAGAAACUGUGUGAGUUUCUACUGAGGUUUUCUCUUAAUUAUCUUUUUUUUUUUCUCCACUUUCUAUUUUCUUUCUCUUGAUGUCUCUCAUCAUCACUCUUUCCCAUUGGACUCCAUUUGAUUCCUGUGGCCUUCUGCAAAAGUUAACAUUUGGGAUAUAAUGAAAUGCUAGUAUAUGAGACCGAGAGUAAACAAAUGGCUGCACCAGAAUCAUCAGAAACCAAUAUGAAGCAUAUCUGUUCGAGGGCACUGGCAAGGAUCUAUUCCAAAGCCAUCUCCCAUCUGAUGAACUGUGUGUCAGGUGCAAGAGCAGGACCAUAUCUUCAUUCAUUCAUGCAUUCAUCCAUGCACUCAUUUAUUUGUGUGCUCAUUCAUUCAACCACACAACUCAAGGUCUCUGCUUUUACACACUAGUGCCCCCACACACACCAAUUGUUUUGCAAAUUUUAAACAUUUCAUUAUUUUCUUUCUUUGUUUUUACCAGUUUGCCAAGGUUUUACACAUCAUAAUGCCAGUAGUCUUAGUUAUUUUUACAUGCUGUAUCUUACAUGCACUCACUCAAUGGUGCGUGUUUACGUACAGCCUAAAUGAUCUGCAGUGCAUUGUGGGAAGGAAUCAGUCAUCCCAAAGCUUAUCAUGCUGCAGUUCAGAGUUUUUUUUUUUAAAUGAUGCUGUUUUACAGUACUAGUAUCAGUGCAGUGUUGAAGCUAAGCGGAUGAAUGGUGGUGUCUGAUUGAGGACUUCCACUGCUCCCUAUCCAACUUUCUCAGGGCUUCUUUGGAAUAGUGAUAAUAAAACACAGACCAAGACAAAGGUUACAUUUAUUUUCUAACAAAUCUACCAGUGAUUCAAAGAGGGUCUGUUUUAGGCUGUCUAUAGGGUAUAGCACCAAAGUAUAGGUUUGUGUGUGUGUGUGUGUGUGUGUGAGUGUGAGAGAGAGAGAAUAUGUUAAUGGGCUGGGAUUAUUUCCACUCAAGACUGCUUUACCUCUACUUCUGAGAAUGAUUUUCAUAAUUUCAUACCACCUCUGUGUGUGUGUGUGUGUGUGUUGUUUCAGUGAUAGUACAGCUCUCAUGCGUGUCUUUUUACUAGGCCAAAGCAGAAACUCGUUUGGGAACCAUUAGGAUGUGGGGGGUUUCUGAAGCAAACUAAUUCAAAGCAGCAUCCUUGUUUUAAGCUUUUCACAAACACAUACAUAAACACUCUUUCAUUCAGUCACUCUCUCUCUCACUCUCUCUCUCUCUCUUCUCUUGCCAUGUCUUCUUUUCUUUUCUCUCACUCACACAUGUUAAACACAAGCUCACAUCAUCCACACAGCGAUCUCCUCAUGCCUUUUUCUGUGUACACAGAGGUUUUUAUAUUGUUUCUAUGAAAUGUACCCAUCAAGCUCACAACUGGCGGCCGUGAGGAAGAGAACUGUUUUUUGGUUUUUGAUUAUUUAUGUACCCGCUAGCCGCCGAUUCUGGCACGGAAUCGGUCCAGAUCUGGCUCGGAGUCUGGUGAACAGCCAGGUCCUGGCCGGCUGCAGGCCGAACCAGAACGUGCUACUGUCUAGGAUGCUGAAACUGUAACCUGGUGCCGUAAUUCAUGGCCAAGAAUCUAAUCUUGCCUUGCAUAGAGAUAUGUACUGCAAAUGUAACAUUUUGGGGUACCUGAGUCACUAUUUAAUUUUUUUGUAUUGUUUGUAGCACUUAAGAAGAUUGUAUAAAAGACAAAUGUGUACAAAAAAUAAUAUUUUUUAAUUUUUUAAAAAUAUAAUUAUUUUCUCCAUCAUUACCAUUUUACAAAUGUUUUAAAAAAAGAAAAAAGGCUAGAAAUCAAUCUGUGUAUAUUUCAGUAUCUGUAUAGCAGCGCAUUUCAUGAAUGGAAAUAUGUUCUCUGAAUAUUUAUUUACUAAUAUAUUUAUCUUUAAGCCAUGUCUUAUGUUCAGAGUGUAUGAAAGGUUUGGAUUUUUUUUUUUUAUUAUUGCUUUGGUUUUUGAGAUCACUAACGUGAGACUUUUGUAAAUACAUGGUAAUUGCACACAAAACAAUUAAAUAUUCUCUGACCAAAAACUGAUUUUAAAAAAUUUAGUACCAUACAGUUUUGUAACAAAGUGUACAAAGAUCUGAAAAAUAUAUGGUUUUAUUCAAGUAAA
This is a messenger RNA of Alosa alosa (allis shad), 5502 nucleotides long. It is a transcript of the gene znrf3, whose product is annotated as zinc and ring finger 3. The record is from RefSeq and is a predicted model, not a curated record. Gene Ontology annotation, biological process: ubiquitin-dependent protein catabolic process; negative regulation of canonical Wnt signaling pathway; Wnt receptor catabolic process. The transcript is spliced from 8 exons. Gene Ontology annotation, molecular function: ubiquitin protein ligase activity; frizzled binding. NCBI's taxonomy places the organism in Eukaryota, Metazoa, Chordata, Actinopteri, Clupeiformes, Clupeidae. Bases 252 to 3245 code for a protein of 997 amino acids.